CUCGUUUCAAGAGGCGUGGGAUUUUUAAACGGAAGAUGCUAAAAAUGUCAACAAACAUAUUUCCCUCAGUUUAGGUAUUAUUAUACCCGAGUAUCUUCAUUGUAAAGAUAAAUAGUGUCCAAAUAAAAGUGAAACAGUAUGACGCUGGCAAUGAGACAGAGAAGACCAAGCUAUGCUGCUGUUGCAACACCAAGAAAAGAUCAGAGAGAUGAUACAGAAAACAAAAGUAAUGUCAAGGUUGUGGUCCGAAUCAGACCAGAAAAUGAUAUGGAACAAAGUGGGAAUCACAGAAUUGUUGUCAGAGCCAUGAAUGAACAUGUUCUUGUUUUUGACCCAAAUGAGCAAAAUUCCCCAGAGUAUGGAUACAGACACAGGCAUCACAGAAGGGACAUUCGUAAACGACAAAAUAAAGACUUGAAGUUUGCUUUUGAUUAUGUAUUUGAUCCUGGGUCAGCAAACCAUGAAGUUUAUCAACAGACAACAAAGAAAAUAUUAGAUUCCUUCAUGGAAGGUUACAACUGUUCAGUAUUUGCCUAUGGAGCAACAGGUGCUGGGAAAACUCAUACAAUGUUGGGUAACCCAACGAUGCCAGGAGUUAUGUACCUAACUAUGAUGGAUUUAUAUAACAGGAUUGGUGCUGUGGAAGGACAAAAGACUUGUGAUAUUGCUGUCUCUUAUCUUGAGGUUUACAAUGAACAGAUCAGAGAUUUACUAAUGGGAGGUAAAACUUUACCUGUUCGUGAAGAUGCAAAAAAUGGAGUUGUUAUUCCUGGUUUGUCAUUGCAUAAGCCAAAAGAUGCUGAUGAGUUAUUACACAUGUUACACUUUGGAAAUAAAAACAGAACACAACAUCCAACUGAUGCUAACGCUGAAUCAUCAAGAUCACAUGCUGUUUUUCAGGUUUUUGUAAGACAGAAAGACAGGACAGCAAACAUUUCAGCUGAAGUCAAAGUUGCUAAACUUUGCCUAGUAGAUUUAGCAGGCUCAGAAAGAGGCUCUGUUACCAAAAAUAGAGGAAAGAGAUUCCGGGAGGGAGCUAAUAUUAACAGAUCUUUAUUGGCCUUGGGAAAUGUUAUAAAUGCUUUAGCUGAUCCAAAGUAUAAAGGUCAUGUUCCCUACAGGGAUAGUAAAUUAACACGGCUGUUAAAAGAUUCACUUGGUGGUAAUUGUCAAACUGUUAUGAUAGCUGCAGUAAGUCCAUCUGGCCAUACUUAUGAAGAUACUUACAACACACUCAAAUAUGCUGAUCGAGCAAAGAAUAUUCAGUCCACACUGAAGAAGAAUGUACUAAAUGUUGAUUUCCAUGUAGGGAGAUAUGGAGAGAUAGUAGAGGAGCUGAGGAAAGAGAUUACUGAACUUAAAGAGAAAUUAAGAUUUUAUGAAGAAGGAAAGCUUGUGGCAGCUGUAACUAUGACAAGCAGCGUAGAAAUCUGCAGACUGAAAGAAAAAUUAGAUGAUGUAUUCUGUACAAGGCUACAGUUCUGUAGAGAAUUUUUAGAUGCUGAGCUGAAGAGUAGAGAUUUGGAGUGGAAAAUCCACAGGAAAGAAAAAUGUCUAUCUAGAAUGGCUUUAAUUAGUGAUAAUACUUCAGGGUUAGCAGAUAAACUUAAAAAGAUGGUUUCCUCAUCAAGAAGUCGUUAUGAUAAUUUCCAUGGCAACAGGGACAAAUGUAUGAAAAGUUUGUUAGAAAAUAGGAAAACUGUAGCAGAAAUGGAAGAAAGUGUCAAAUCUCAACAUAACUGUUCUGGUGAUAAUCUAGAAACACAGAAUUUGAAGUUAACUUUACAGCUACAUCAGAAAAGUAUUGCAUUAACAGAAAAUCAGUAUUGUGUGAAAUAUCUGACUAAGGUGGUCAAGUCACAGGAAAGAGAAAUACAGUCCACAGAAAGAAUGAUUACCAGCCUGUUACAUCUAGUGAAACAGCAACAUUUAAUCAUCAAAGGAUCGGGUAUGUUAACUUCUGACCUGGAAGGGGAAUAUCAACAGAUCCAAAGCAUGGCUGAAGGGAGGGAAGUGUCAUUUGCUGAUCAAACAUUUACAGCUGGUAACCAGUCAUUUUGUUUAUCUGGUCUCAUAGACUUCAAAAGCUUUCCUUCAGAGUGUAUAAUGGGAUCAGAAACAGGUACAGCAUCUGAAUCAUUAUUGUGCAAUAAAGAGACUGGACAUAUUAUUUCUUUAAAACAUUCAACUGAAACAGAAAGUGAAGGAAACUCAUACAGCUACAAGUCAACAGCCACAGCUGGUGACACUCCAUUUCCAAAUAAAUCUCUUCCUUCAAGGGAGACAACUGUGAUAUGUAACCAGACAAAUGAAGCAAACACUGUACCAGUCAUACCAGAGAGACUGGUACCUUGUACAAAAAGUGCAGAAAUAACUUGCUCUUCUACAACAUGGUCUGUUUUAACAGUAGAUUCUAGUGUAAAUAAACAAAAUUUAACAUUUAACAAUGAUAUGCUUCAAAAUGCUUUUAGAUUAGAAAAUAAAUCAUGUAGUUUAGUGAAAAACAGUGAUGUGUCUUACACUAGUCAGUCACUUGAUUCAACUUUUACUUUAGAGGAAAAUAAAUCAGACGAACAAAACUCUACAUUCACAUUGAUGGAUACCAGUGACAAGGAUCCAGAAAUCAUAGCAAGGACACCAGUUAUUGCUGACAAAUUUUCAAGGUCAUUUAAUUAUGAUCAAAGUAACUCUUGUGUGCCAAAUGUAAAUACAAAACUGUUUGUAAAUAAUACAAGUUCUAAUGUAUUAAGUAGUCUGUGUCAGAAUACUGAUAGUGCUAUUAAUAUGAAGCCACAUGUUGCUGCUUUGAGUGGCUGUGAUUCCACUGUUUCUGUUAAUAAUCAAUGCUGUCUGCUGUCUACAUUGCAGUCUCCUUUAAGUGUAAACGCUUCACAUUCAAAUUCUAGUGUGACUGCAAUACAAUCUCAGAGUAAUGGAAUGAUUGAAUUGCAAUCUCAGUAUCAACUGGUGAGUGACAGUUUUGCUCUGCAUUCACAGAACAAUUUAACAGGAAAUACAUGUGUGGUGCAAUCUCCUAACAAUGUAAAUGAUAAGUUACACCUAUCAAAUAUUGACGUCUUACAAGAGAGAUGUAGUCUACAAAAUAGUUCUCCUAAUCAUCAGUCUAGCUUAAUUAAUGUCGUGAGAAAAACACCAGAUGAACCGGUCUUUCUAUCUAGAACAAAUCAGUUAAGUAAUGAUAAUUUGACAUCCCAGACCAUUAACACAGAUACAUUAGAAUCAGCAGGAUAUGUGACAUCACAGACUGCAACCAUGGAAACACCAGACUUUCAAACUGGUGGAUUCUCAUCUGAUAGUAAAAGUCAUGCUGUUAGAUCGAUAACAUUUGGUGGUUUGCCCUGUACACCAGAUUCUGUAAGGAAAGCCCGAAGCUAUUCAGAAGUCGUUCAGUCACCACAAGUUGUAAGGACUCCACUGAAAGAAAUGAAUAACAACACACCUCUAAGUGAACAGAAUUUGAGACAAAGUGUAGGCAGUAAGAUGAUGACGAAGAAAGAGAAUUUGUUUGGAGAUAACAGUGAAGAGAUCAAGAAAACGUGUAAGAAGCUGAACGAGUUUGGAUUACCUUCUCUAAUGGAAAGAUGGCAUACUGAUCCAAGAAAGCCAAGAAAUCAACAAACACAGCAGCCAAGCUACAUGCAACCAACAAAAGCUGCCAGAUAUAGAACUAAAAUAAGACAUUUGAAUAACGAAAAUCUUGAGCCUUCAAGAGUACCAAUUGCAGGCAACCAGUGCAUUAAAAACAGGAAUUUUAAAAGAAGUCAGUCAGUAUCCAAUGUAAAACCUGGUUGGCAGAUAUGAUAGUGAAUCCAAAUGUUUUUGCAUUUUAUUUUAAAUUAACUAGAUGCCAGAUUUUACAAUGGACAUUAUUUAUUUUUUGAAAUCAUUGCAUUUCAUUUCAGUUGACCAAUUUUUAGUAUAUUAAGGAUCUUUCAAUUGGGAAAAUUUCAUGAACUUGUUACAUUAAUAGAAAUAUUUUAUGGAUAGCUGCUCAGUUGAGGUGAACAACUGUUUCCAAAUAUCUUUCAGUAUUCCACUUACGUUUUCACCAACCACCAAUGUAAAUUAUUUACUAGAAAGAAUUCUUUACAUGGCUUUAGAGAAAAGAAAUGAUUAUGUACACAAAAUUGUAGUCUUACGUUUAACACAGUGUUUUUUGUUUUUAGCUCACCUGGCCCAAAGGGCCAAGUGAGCUUUUCUCAUCACUUGGCGUCCGUCGUCGUCUGUCGUCAUUAACUUUUACACAAAACUUCUCCUCUGAAACUAAUGGGCCAAAUAAAAUCAAACUUGGCCACAAUCAUCAUUAAGGUAUCUAGUUUAAAAAUUGUGUCCGCUGACUUGGCUAACCAAACAAGAUGGCCACCAUGGCUAAAAAUAGAACAUAGGGGUAAAAUGUAGUUUUUGGCUUAGAACUCAAAAACCAAAGCAUUUAGAGCAAAUCUGACAUGGGUAAAAUUGUUAAUCAGGUCAAGAUCUAUCUGCCCUGAAAUUUUCAGAUGAAUCGGACAACAGGUUGUUGGGUUGCUGCCCCUGAAUUGGUAAUUUUAAGGAAAUUUUGCUGUUUUUGGUUAUUGUCUUGAAUAUUACUAUAGAUAGAGAUAAACUGUAAACAGCAAUAAUGUUCAGCAAAGUAAGAUUUACACAUAAAUCAACUGGACCAAAAUGGUCAGUUGACCCCUUUAGGAGUUAUUGCCCUUUAUAGUCCAUUUUUAACCAUUUUUCGUAAAUCUGAGUUAUCUUUUACAAAAAUCUUUUUUUCUGAAACAACUGGGCCAAAUAAAAUCAAACUUGGCCACAACCAUCAUUGGGGUAUCUAGUUUUAAAAUUGUAUCUGGUGACCAGGCCAACCAAACAAGAUGGCCACCAUGGCUAAAAAUAGAACAAAAGGGUAAAAUGCAGUUUUUAGGCAGUAAAGCUGCCUUAUGCGAGCACCCUGGAUUUGGGUUCCCCCCUGGGAAUUUUUGAAAAGUGCCAUUGCUCUGAUCUGGCAGAUUCUUUAUAACUAAUUAGACAUUUUUUUCACACUUUUUGUUAUAAAAAACAAUAAAUAUAAGGAAGAUUACCUUAAAUGAUCGUCGGUUUUCCUAAAAACAAUUGAUGUUCCCCAUUUGAAAAAGUGCUAAUUAAAAAGUUAAGCUUAGCUUUUUAUCGUCUGUGCUGUUGAUGAAGAUGUAAGUGAACUAUUGUAAGAAUAAUUUCAUCCCCGAAAAUGUUUGCAAUGAAGGCAUUAAAAUUUGCCAAAUGGCAUGAAUGGCGCAUGGAUAUUAUUUUGCGGCUAUUACGCCGUUGAAUUUGGUGGAUUCCAUCCUACUAAAGGUAAAUAUUUAAAAGCAUUGUCUUACCUACUCUUUGUAUUAGUCUUGAAUUUGUAAGAAUACUUGAUUAUUUUAUUUCUACAUUGUAUGAAGAUAUGUAUUUUUUUUAAUUAUUUAAUGCAAGCUGAUGUUAUUAUUUGUCAUCCUUGCUAUGUAUCGUGUAAACCCCCAAACAUUAUACUCGAUCAGGGCCAUUGCAAUGUCAAUUGGGACCUCAUUUGAAUACGUAUUUAUAGAUUUUGUCGAUGUCAACUAGGUCAUUUCAAGAUGGUUUCCUUUCUCGUGUUUUAGUUAAAAGUAAAAUCACAAAAGUACUGAACUUAAACGAAAAUCUUAAGUUGACAUGGUUAAUUAACUGCUUUACACACAAACCUGUAAACUCAUUCACGUAAGAGGAUACACCUGUACAAUGUGACCUUUCACCUGGAAAUAUAGUUUCGUACACACUUGAAUAACAUUAAACGAAAUCGAUCUUUUGAAGAUUUCACUAGGUUUAAUCUUGACUAUAAUGGUUUUACCAUUGAAGGGUUCAUCUUUUAUUGAUAUUCAGGAUUCAUGUACACAGUUAAGAUGCUAUGACACAAAUUUUACCAAAUCCGAAACAAAGCGGACAUUCGAUCAAAGGCUGAAUUUUAUGCAAAUUACUAAGUCAACACUGUUAGAUUGCUUAUUUUAUAUAAAAAUUAAUAACAAAGAGUAGUCAAGAAUACUUUUAUUUUUAAAUAAUACAAAGAGUUGUCAAGAAUACAUUAUAACAUUGACAACACAUGAUGUUUCUGUUUACUUGACCAAACCUCGUUCAACAUCGUAUCCCAACUCUGGAAAAAAAAUGUCAUGAAAUCCUAUAGUACUGCAUAGUCCGCACCCUUCCAUAAAUUUCAUUCCCAGGGUUAAAAACCGCAGAUUAUACACCCCUUUCAACUGAAUGUAAAAACGGCUGCUACUGAAUUGCAGGCUCCUGACUGGGGACAGGAACAUACAUGAGAGGGGGCAAGGGGUUUUACUGUUAUUCUGUUAUGGGGCAUUUUAAUUCUUUCUAAUCUGUUAUUCUGAAAAUAUAUUUACUGUUAGCUGUUAUUGCCUUAUUCUUUGUUAGCUGUUAUAGGACUAUUUUCUAUUUUGUUAUCUGUUAUUGUGAGAAUCUAUUUGCUGUUAACUGUUAUUGAAAAUUGGAAUGUUAGCAUUUUGACAGCCAGUCUUCUGUAUAAAUUAAAGAUAGUUAAUUAAAAAUUGUGAUUUGAAUGGAUAAUAGUCUCUUUGGCACGCUUACCACAUCUUCUUACAAUGUAUAUUUAUUGGGGUUGUUCUACUGGUAAUAUCCGGUGGCCCUGUAUUUGCAGAAGAAUUUCAGUAACAUACACAUAUAAAAUCAAUUGGACCCAGGACCAUUCCAGUAUAUAUUAUUAUUAUCCAUUGUCUAUGAACAUGUAGCAUUUUGUAGAAAUUAUGAUAUAAUUCAUUUAUUACUUGUACAAUAACUUAUAGUAUGGAUUUUGUUAUAAAAAAAACAUCGAUACUCAUUAUAGAUAUUUUUAUUCAAUGACCACAUAAUAAUCUUUAUAUUGUACAAAUACACCACUGUCCCUGAUUAAGGGAGGAUUGGACACCAACUAGCGUGCUUAAUUUGACACAGUCACAUUCUGUAUGUGCCUUUUUCCAAAUAAAGGCAACAGUAGUAUACCGCUGUUCAAAACUCAUAAAUCCAUUGACAAAAAACAAAAUCGGGGUAACAAACUAAAACCGAGGGAAAAUAUAAGAGGAGAACAAUGACACAACACCGAAACGCAAGACUUAGUCAGGAGCCUUGAUUCAGUGGUUGUAGUUUGUUACUUUUUUUGUAUUCUAUAAGUAAGUUUUAUCAUGAGGUCAUUGAAAAAAUUAUUGUGUAUCAAUGUUUUUGUUAUAUUACUUGUAAAGUAUAUAUAUUGCUUUUCAGAAAUAAAAUCUAAAAAUCAAAUUGAUGAUAAAGUGUCACUGGCUGUACUUUUUUUUUUAAACUAAAUAAAAAAAACCUAAAUCAUUAAAAUUUCACCCCUCAAAUGCCCGAGAUUAAAAAUAUCCCUAUAUCAAAAACAGAAACUAGUAAUUUCGUUCAGAAAAAUUCAACAUCCAUACUAUAACUUAUUGUACAAGUAACGGGAAAAAAUCAACCAAGGCAGAACUGCCUCAACGGCCUCAAGACUAGGCAAAGUCUUGUUUACACAAAUAAAAUUUUCUAGGUUCAUACCACAAGUUAUCUACUGGAUUGGUCCUGAACAGAUUUAUUUUUAUAUUUCAUUUGCUGUUUUCUGUUAUUAUACCUUUUCAAUUCCUUGUUAUCUGUUUUUCACCAAAUAAAUUCACUGUUUUGCUGUUAUGGGGACCCCCUUGCCCCCCUCAUACAUAAAUAAUGUAGGUAUAUCUCAUUACCAGAAUAUUUAGCCCACCCCUUUGUCAUGGUAUAUUGACUAAUAUGUAUUAGUUUUUGAUUAGGUCAGUUAUUGAGGAACCACUAGUGAAUGGUCAAUGAUAUUAAGUGUGCAGUUGGAUAAACUUUGUCACUUUUAAUUUCUUGGCUCACACUGAACAACAAGCUAUAAAGGGCCCAGAAAUUACUAGUGUAAACCCAUUCAAACUAGAAAACCAAAGGUUUGUUCAAAAAGGACAACGUAUGAAAAGUCCAUGGUAUUUGGUAAGCAGUUGUAUAUUCUUCCAUGCAGCUUGUAAAUUUUACUACAUGUAUACUGAAUAGUAAGCUUUAAAAGACCAGGAAUUACAAAUGUAAAACAAUAAAAAUGUUAAAAUAAAUAAUUGGACAACUUUUGAAAGUGGCGGGAUUGGAUAGUGAAAAUUUUAGGGUACAAACAUUAUGUAAUACUUGAGAAAUAGCCGAGAUAAUAUUUUCACCAAUUUUUCAACAAUAUUCGUCUUAACUUCUGCCAAGUUUGCCUCUGCUUUUUGGAAAGAUUAGAACUCGUUCUAAAUCUUUACUUAGGCACCACCCUCCCUAACAACAGGACAGGUUAGCUACUGUUACUAAAUGUAUUCACACUAAAAUAUAGUUCCCUAUGGUUCUCAUGUAUGUGCACAUAAUACACAAAUAACUGAAAAAAACUGGGUAUAUUAUUGGAGCAGUUCAUUCAAGAAUGUAUGUAAUUAAGGUGUGUUGAUGUACAGGUUUUUUUAAAAACAUUUUGAAUAGGUAAGUGGGAAUUGAUUCCACUAGUAUGAUUGACAACUGUCAUUAUCACUAAACAAUCAGAGACAAGGUGGACCUUUAAUUACAAUGCCCCACCUCCUAAACUGCCAAUGAAAUUGACCACAUUACCUAUCAACCUCUGUCUAACAUAAUUAUACAGACCACUUUAAUAUGCAUCUUAUUCUUAAUACACAAGUAUUUGACCUCAUAAGUGAAUACACAAAUGUGUAUAUUCGAUAGAUUUAUUUAUUGACAAUUUAUUUUGAUCUACAUAACAAAGUGAUUCUGUAAAUUAUAUCUGAAAGAUAAAUGAUUAAUGGAUUAACAAGAUCUUAAAAAAAUGAAAUAUGAAUAUAAAUAUGAAUAUGUAAAAGGUGUAUUCAAGUAUGGCCUAUGAUUUAAUUGAUAAAUUUCCAAUAAUCAUCUGUUAUUAAUCAACAAUUUAGAUUAGUUGACUUUUUUAUCAGGAAUUGGCUUGAAACAGUUUUAAAAUUUAUAAAAUUUUAAUUAUAACAAACCAUUGUUUAUUAGUUUAUUUCCCAUCAAUCAAUAUGUCUUUUUUAGCCAUUUGAAUUUUUAUUAGAAGAAAAAAAAUGAAAAUGCCCUGUGUUGAAAAAUGCUUUAAAAUCUGAUUAAAAGGUACUCUUAAACUUUUAAUUUUCAAUGCCAUGAUAACCUCUGUUUCAACAUACAAAAUGCCCCAAACAUCAUUUUUAGAUUAUUUUUGUUGGCACUUUAAAGCUUUUAGCUGUUGGUCUAAAUAUAUGUCUUACAAGGAUAUGUAGUUGAUAACAUUUACUAGAAGAAUUUUUGCAUUUUUUUUUUUAAACAUUCUGAACCGGCAACAUAAUUUCGAUUAGAUAUAAACUGCAGUUUAAAUAAAAUUGUGCAAAUUUAGAGACUCAUAUUAUUUAAUUUGAACUCAUUUUAUCCUCAUACUGGAAAAGCAAGUUUCGUUCUAAAGACCUGCUGUAAAUGCAAUUUUCAGCAAUAGUGCUUUAUAAAUGUUCAUUUUCCCCACCAUACCUUAAUAUGAAAUAAUGCAAACUACUCUUCUAAUCUUUCCAUGAGUGAUAUCCAUCACUUUGAUUUAAUGCGUUUCCCUCGGUUUUAGUUUGUUACCCCGAUUUUGUUUUUUGUCCAUGGAUUUAUGAGUUUUGAACAGCGGUAUACUACUGUUGCCUUUAUUUGAUUGUACUUAACUGCCUACAGCGCAUUUGGUGCUUUGAUUGGCUUAUACUGUAACUCAAGAACCACAGCAUUCAGAGCAAAUCUGAUUGGGGUUGAUAUUGUUCAUCAGGUCAAGAUCAAUCUGCUCUGAAAUUUGCAGAUGAAUUGGACAACUGAUUGUUAGAGUGCUGCCCCUGAAUUGGUAAUUUUAAGGAAAUUUUGCCGUUUUUUGUCAUUAUCUUGAAUAUUAUUAUAGAUAGAGAUAAACUGGAAACAGCAAUAAUUUACAGCAAAGUAAGACCUAAAAAUAAGUCAACAUGACAAAAAUGGUCAAUUGACCCCCUAAGGAGUUAUUGCCCUUUAUAGUCAAUUUUAAAAAAAAUUCAUAAAAUUUGUACUAACAUUUUCCACUGAAACUACUGGGCCAAUCAUUAUAGAUAGAGAUAAUUGUACGUAGCAAGAAUGUUCAGUAAAGGAAGAUCUACAAACACAUCGCCAUCACUAAAACACAAUUUUGUCAUGAAUCCAUCUGUGUCCUUUGUUGAAUAUUCACAUAGACCAAGGUGAGCGACACAGGCUCUUUAGAGCCUUUAGUUUUUUGCUCUAUUUAUUUUUUCUAAAUGAUAUUUGUACAGAGAUUUUAAUUACUAAAUUUAAAAAUAUCCACCAUGACAUGUCAGUUUCAUUUAAUGAUUGAAAAUUGAUAUUAUUUAUAUUACGUUCUGUAACUGUUUAUUUGAGCUUUGUCAACCUUUGUGUGCAGUUUAUUGAUUCAUUCUUUUAGAAAAGAAUUUUGAUUUUGUGAAGGAUAUAAAAAAUAUUUAUGUACAUAAAUUAAAUGUAAUUUGCUUUAUACAUAAUGUAUUGUAGUUUUUUCAUUUCAUACUAUUUUUUUUAUAAAAUAAUGAAAAUGCUCAUUUCAACCUCAACAAUGUUUAUGUAGCCCAUGCUUUUAUUAGAAUUUUAAAUGCCUUCUUUGAGUAAUUUUCCACAAAAAAAUGUUUCGGUGUUUAAAAAAAAUUUCCCUAAGGUAACUAGUUUUAGAUACGUUGAUACGGUUAUUUAGAUAUAUUAUAAUUGCUCAUUACAAAUAGUAAAUGUGUAAUCUUUGUUUUGUUGUUUUUAAACCUUAGAUUUAAACAAAAAUCAUAAAAAUUUUGAUGCUGUCAAGAUAAUGCUAUUGUAUGAAGGGUCAAGUUCUGCAUAGAUUUGACUUUCAUGUUUAUUUUUUGGAUGACGUACCUUUUUAUUUACAAUGUAUAAAGAAAUGGAAGUUGGUCUUAUUUUUUUUUUUAAAGCUGUGGGAUUUUUUUUUAUGUUUGACAAUGUAUUUCAGAUCCUCAAAAUUUACAUGUUUGAAAUGAGUAUUUUAGCAAAAAUAUGGAAGCAUCAACAUUUAUUUUAUUUAUAUACAUAACAUAGACUUAUUAGAUAGUUGGAUGUUCAAUUCAGAAGAACCUUAGUUUUGAUCACAUGCAUGUAUAUUCAUUAUUUUUGUAUUAAAUUAUAAGAUAAUACAAGGUUUUAUGAUCAAAAACAAUAUUAAUCUAUCAGAAAUGAAGCAUGACAUACAUAAGUAUAUUUAUCGGUAAUUCGUAUAUUUUUCCUUUGAUCUUACUGCCUAAUAUUUUCGAGUAUCAACGUACUGGCUGUAUCACUGAAAAUAUUAGGCGAUACAUUGCGUGACGUCAUAACAUUGCUUGACAUCAUAAUUACCGAUAAACAGAAUAAUAGGUAGUUGCAGUUGGAAAGCUAGUCCUUCGAUACGGCCGUUGUCGUCAAGCUCUAUCAGCAACAAUAGCAGGGGGAAUUAAUUAGGUGGCGCUACUGUCGUCCGUAACGUCAAAAAGUCAGCCAAAUCAAUCGGCUAAAAGAUUGACGUUUAAAGUAUUUUCAUUAACUUGUCAUGCUUUUAUUAUAAUUAAAUAAUAAAAUUUGUAGGUUGUGUGACCAAUAUUAUUUCUUUGCGACAUAAAAAAAUUACAAAAAAUAGCUUUUUAUUGCUAUUCCUUUAUCCUGUCCGUUCUAAAAAAAAAUAGCCAUCUUUUUUGUUCGCCAAAAAAAUCGAUUUUUCCUAAUUUGACGUUUACGUAUCCAAAUACAGAAAAGAAUGGUUAUAAUCUUAAAUGAAACCGGGAAACCUAUUUCAAAUUUCUACAUAAUUUUGAAGCCAUCAUUUUUUACUUUUAUACAUCAAUUUUAGCCAUGUCAAUUUGUAUCUGGUUUUUGCUACGUUUCUACUUCAAAACUGAAUUUUAGCUUGUUUUCAUUGUACCUGUUUCAAAGUGCUCUAAAAUACUGAUCAUUAAAGACAUGAAUGAAAUUUGGAUUAAAAGUUGUGUUUUUUCACAAUUCCAUACAUUACUUGUAUUUUAAAGUAACUAAAACCCCUAUUGAUCCCCUACACAAUUUGACGGUGACAUUGUUUUCUUUUUUCAACAUACGUCAUGUAACGUUUAUAACAAAAUAGCACAAAAUAUGUGUCAGGGUCAUGUGCAUAGUAAAAUUUUACACAUUGGAAAAGUGAAACAACAAACAAAGAUCUUCUUUAUUGCGUUUAAAGCUAAACGUCUUAGAAAAUUCUGACAAAUUAUUGAUAGCCUACUGUAUCCGGGAUGGACAAAAGCACAAAAAUAACAAUAGAAAAUGCAUUGCAAAGAAAAUUCUGUAGGAAAAAAACAUAUGAAAAAAGGAAAUGAAGGUCAGUUAAUAAAAUCUUGCUUUGAUUAUUAUCUCUUUCCUUAGUAAGCUAUAGUAAUAAGAGCAAAACUAACUUGUCAAGCCAAGUCAGCCAAACAAGAAGUUAAUUCAUAGAGAUAUGUUCUUACAAAAUUGAAUUUAUUCAAAUGGCAAAUUCUUGUCAAAUUUAUUAAGCAUCAUUGAUCAUUAUUGAAGUAAAAUGCACACAAUUUAAUUGUCCACCAGUUUCAUUUCAUUUCCUAUUACUAGUAUUCAGGUAAAGAAUAUAUACAAUACUUUGUUUAUAAAUAUAUAAUUAAAGCAGCUGAUAUAGCAACCUGUUCAAGAGAUUAGAAGCCCCAUUUUUUUUUCAAAAAAGUUUACUUUCAUAAUCUAUAAAAUAAAAAAAAACCGAGAAAUGAGACAAAGGGCUACUGUACAAGCUAAUCUAGCAGUUUAAUUUUACAAUUAUAAUGAUUCUGAAAUUCAAAAUUAUGUCACUUUCACUUAAUUUAAAGCAUAUUUUUUUACAGAAUUUCUGUCAAUAUUUUUGGUAUAAAACUUAUAAAUCCCUUUUCUGUAUUUUACUGUUCAACUAAGAAACAUAGGCUUGAGUUUAAAGGCUCUCUUAAUUUGAAGAAAUUUGUUGACUUUUGGUCACACUUUAAAUUAUAAAAUAUAUAUGAUCAGUACUAUUUAUUUAAUAAUUAUAUCAAUUUUCAGAAAGAUUAUUCAAAUUGUAUAACUUGACUAUGUUUUAUUGCAUUAAAUAUUACCAGAAGUGUUUAAACAAAAUCUGCUAGGAAGGAUCCCACAUAUAAAAAUUACAUGUAGUAUAUUUCAUCCGCCAGAACUUAUUUCUUUCAAUAUAGCUAGGUUUUUAGUUUUACAUGUAGGUGUCAUUUAUCCACAUUUCUGAAUUGUUUUAUUUUUUUACUUUAAAUAUAUUGUCUUUUAAUUUUUUACAUUUAGUCCUUCUCUGAAAAAUAGGGAAGUAUCUCUUUUUUAUAUUAUCGUAACAUAGUUAUAAAUCGAGUUUCGUUUAUUUUCUUACUAAUUUUUGUAAAGUAAACUCCUUUCUUAAUUUUUAUGCAUUUUGCUGUUUUUUUAUUUUUUAUUUUUGAUUGGUGAUAUUAAGGGGAGAUAACCACUUGCACAAAUCGGCAUAAAAACCACCGCUUCGUUUUGAAAUCAAUUUGACGUUUUCGUAUCCAACAUUCUUUUGCCGAGAUAUUCAUAUCGAGUGUUUGUCUUAAUGAGAUGCUUUGUCAAAUUUAAAUUCAGCCCAUCAUUUUUAGUUUCCUCGUAAAUAUUUAGAUUUUUCGAUCAGGAGACUUGACAACUUUCACCCAAACUCCAAGUUUGCAGAUAAAAUAAAGAAUAAAGGACUUUGAUUUGAUGUGUAAGCUUUGACGAGAAUAAACUAUGUAUACUCAAGAUUAUUUAGGUCAAUAAGUUUUUAUUACGACAAUAGCAUUUAGUGAGUAAAAAUGAGGUUUGUCUCGUCCGUUUCUUUACUGAAUUUUCACGGUCACGUGACUUUAUUGUUGCUGAUAAACUUGGGGUAAAACUGUGACCUGCUUUCCAACUGGUUGAGUUUUUGAUACUGACUAUAUCAUGUUCAAUAUAUUAACUCCCCUAACGGGCUCGUCUAGAUAUUCCACAUGAUAUAGUCAGUAUCAAAAACUCAACUACCUAUUAGUCUAUAUUUAUUAAUCACAAUCACUGCCACAAACUUUAGAUUUGUGUAAUAUUAAAUGUUCACUUUUUUUAAAGUAUGAUCAUAAUAAAUGCUAAAUUGUUUCAUUUGAAUCAAAAUUAAAAUUAGAAGAAUU
Mytilus trossulus (common blue mussel) is the source of this 14198-nucleotide messenger RNA. RefSeq names its product kinesin-like protein KIF18A. The coding region runs from base 139 to 3822 and encodes 1227 amino acids. Gene Ontology annotation, biological process: microtubule-based movement. NCBI's taxonomy places the organism in Eukaryota, Metazoa, Mollusca, Bivalvia, Mytilida, Mytilidae. The record is from RefSeq and is a predicted model, not a curated record. The transcript has 20 exons. Gene Ontology annotation, molecular function: ATP binding; microtubule binding; microtubule motor activity.